AUGGGAACAUAUACCGGCCUCGACGUGAACGACGCGGGCUCUCUUGCCUCUUUCGGCAUGAGAACCAUACUCUCUGGUUUCUACAACAUCCCCAAGUUCCCGCUUCUUGACGUCAAGGCCAUGGCCGACACAGGAGAGCUGGGGCCCGCCGGCCGACGCAAUUGCGCGCUCGAUGCACCCGGCUUUGAAGAAAAAGUCUAUGUUAAAUUCGACCAUUUCGGCAACAAUGUCCUGAAUAUCGGUAUCCAAAGCCUUGAAGGCUGUACAGUCGUCACCGUCGUUUCUCGGAGUGCAGUUUAUAUGGGUCACUUUUUUGAGAGCCUAGCGUUCGCUCCAGAGGGCAAAGCCCCAGACACCGCCUUCCAGCAGAAUUGCAUCAAUUUCAUCACAGGCCAAGGCCAGACUUGGAGGACAAGAGGAGACAGCUUGGAUCCAAGUCUAUUCAGUGGCCCUGCCGUCGCCUUUAUCAUGACUCCUCGCCAGGAUCAGGACGAUCCUACGGAGCAGAAUCCAAAUCCGCCUGUACCGGGUGCCGACACGCAGCUCUAUGGAGACAGGAUGAGGACCCUUUCCCAGACUCUCACGAAUUUGAUUCCAGGGAUCACAAUAGUCUACUACAACUAUAUCGCAAUCAACAUCGAGGAGUAUCAACAAGCCUACCAGGGCAAAGCGCUGUUUGGAUAUGAUUCGAACGCGGAUGGAGCAGGUAACCCUAACUUCAGGCUCUGGUAUGAGCAGACUUUUGAAACCGGGAUUAAUCUAGGGCUUCUGUGA
This is a messenger RNA of Annulohypoxylon truncatum, 774 nucleotides long. RefSeq lists its product as uncharacterized. The record is from RefSeq and is a predicted model, not a curated record. Lineage: Eukaryota; Fungi; Ascomycota; Sordariomycetes; Xylariales; Hypoxylaceae. Bases 1 to 774 code for a protein of 257 amino acids. The transcript is spliced from 4 exons.